GAGCCGAGAGAGCGGGUACUGCUGGUACGCCGGUACAUUCCAACGUGUUUCUUCGAUCUUUGUGCGUGCUUCUUCCAUGUCGGUUUGGUGCGCCAUUUUGUCUUUUUUUUUUGCGUGGCGUGCGAGUGCCUGUGCAACGCGCGUGUGUGCUUUGGAGCUGCAGCCUCAACUCGAGUGCACGUGUAAAGGUUCACAGGACAGGUCUGAAAGGUCAACGUCAAUCAUAUUUGGCCGUGGAUAUCACUGCAACUUUGGCACUCGACCAAGCGAGGCCAACUGCCUACAUGCACCCACGCCACAGCUGCGACGUAUUGCCCCACUGUCAGCGCAUAAGCCUUCUGGCAUAGGUGUAUAUCAACCUCAAGCAUACUUGGCUGUGGAUGUCACUGCAACUUUAACACUCCAUGAAGCGACGCCUACUCACCCCAUGCACCCAAGCCACAGCUGCAACAUAUUGCCUCGUCAGCGAAGUCAGCUCAUAGGCGCAUACUUCUAAAGUAUAUUUCAUGGAAACACAUCUCAAUGUCAUGAUUUCUUGUCACAUUUGCGAGACUGCAGUGCAGAACUUGUACAAAUAUGAGAGACACUACAGAGUUCAUUCAAAUGUUCAUAAUGUUAAUGUAGCAUGUGUAAAUCAGGGCUGCUCGAAACAUUUCAAAACAUUUAAUGCACUGCGUGUGCUUGUUUCACGCAGUCAUGUUGGAGAUGAUGUUGCUUCUGUGUCAUCUGGACAAGAAUUUAGAUGUCCUCAUAUAUUUCGUGAUGUCAAGUUUUCUUUUUUUUUUUUUAAAGAGGUUGGGCACGUUAAGAAGCAUAUUUCUUCUAGUGUUGCCACUGCCUGUUGUUUGUAAACUGUAAAAAAGUGUUUUCAAGUGCAAAAUCAUUCACGUCUCAUGUAAGUUGCUUUCAUGGCAGCAUUGUGUGUCCAAGACAGAGUGUGACACAAUGUGAGGAAGAUCUUGCAGCACCUAGCAGUGCAGGCCAAGAUUUCACCAGUGUUGAUGUUUAACAAGUUUCAGGGCAUGAUAAUGAGGU
Messenger RNA from Rhipicephalus sanguineus (brown dog tick), 1035 nucleotides. RefSeq lists its product as uncharacterized. Lineage: Eukaryota; Metazoa; Arthropoda; Arachnida; Ixodida; Ixodidae. The record is from RefSeq and is a predicted model, not a curated record. The transcript has 4 exons. The coding region runs from base 77 to 496 and encodes 139 amino acids.